CCAGAAAGUGGGCCACAGUCACACCACUGGCUACCACGACCUCCAUUUUUUCUUUAAUGCUUUUUAGAGGACCAGUUGCAGGGGUCUGAACUCUGAAGUAAGAAAGUCGACACAUUCUUGGUGAGCAUACUUGGGGUUCGAGAAUAUCUGAAGGAAGCAGCUUUGGUCACUCUUCACUAUGCAUCCGUUGCGGAUAUCGUCCACAAUUUUCCUGAAAUGAGUAUCUUUAAAUUCUCAUUUUUCACUGUCUUUGAUCUUUGUAGUGGUUGGAGUGAUUCAGUUUGCAUUGCAGCCCUGAUUUCUUUUUAGGUUUGUUCUUCACGUUCUCUUUGUAGUUGUCUCACGCUUUACUGUUUUAGGAAAUGGGUAUCUGUACAUUUUGUUCUUUUUGGUUUUUUGUGAUCAUGAUUGCUUUUUGCAGUAUUAUAGGAAGAUUUCUUAUGGGGUAUCAUUUUCCCCUCUUCUAGGAAAGGUUUUGGGGUUGUUUGCUGCGUGGAGGUUGCUGUACAGAUGACAAGGAAGCACCCAUAAUGGAACACGGAAAGCUAACUUUGCAAAGCCCAUGUACCUAUAACCCUGGACAUGGGUACUCCCAGUAGUGAAUAUUCUGCUCCCGAAGUAACGGAUUUUGGCGAGAUUAACGACCUCAGUGACUCUGAUAACUCUAAUCGUACAUUUAUUUCUAACGAUGAAGUGGAGGAAACUGAAGUUGUGAGUAUGGAUGGAGGCAUCCAAGAGGAACAGAGAGAAGAAGGAAAGGAUGUAGAUGGGAAAGGGGCAGCCACUCUUCCGGCUGCUGAAUCAUCUCCAGUCGUUUCUUUUAAAAGUGACGAAGUCGUGGGAAAAUCAAAUGGAACUUUGCUAGUAACUCCAGUUGUUCCCAUUUUGUCGUCAUCCAUGGGGGUGAGAAAGGUAGAGUUAGGCUCCGAACCGAACACUUCCUAUGCCUUACAUGGUGGUUUGGUGAUUACCAAUGAGCCGAGACAAAAGCAUUGGAUGAGGAAUAAGAUUGCUGAGAGCGUUUACAGGGUUGAUUGGAAUGGCAUUCCUUCUGGUUCUAUGAGACCUCGGUGGCCAUCGCCACGGGACAAGGAGCUAUUAUCUGCAAGGAAAGAAAUUCAAAAUGCACCUAUGAUAAGAAACGAUCGCGAUCUUUUCGCGCCAGUAUUUCGUAAUGUCUCCAUGUUCAAGAGGAGUUACGAACUAAUGGAGCAAAUGUUCAAGGUUUAUAUCUAUAAGGAAGGAAGCAAACCCAUUUUCCACAAACCAUUUUUCAGGGGCAUUUAUGCUUCUGAGGGAUGGUUUAUGAAACAGAUGGAAGGGAACAGAAGAUUUGUUGUUAAGGACCCAAGAAAAGCUCACAUGUUUUACUUGCCCUACAGUUCCUCCAUGAUGCGGGAGUUGCUGUAUGUACCUAAUUCACAUAGGGUAAUUCCUUUAGCUGUAUUCUUAAAAGACUACGUUGACCUGCUGUCUAGAAAAUAUCGUUUCUGGAAUAGAACCGGAGGUGCUGACCACUUUAUUGUUGCCUGCCAUAACUGGGGACCAUUUGCAACGAAGUUGCAUCGUGAACUUCGAAAGCAUGCAAUCAAAGCUAUAUGCAAUGCAGAUGUCUCACAAGGCUUCUUCAAAUUGGGUAAAGAUGUUUCUCUUCCACAGACGAACAUUCGUUCUGGACGAAAUCCUCUGAGGGAUGUUGGAGGUAAUCCUGCAUCUCAAAGGCCAACCCUCGCCUUCUUUGCUGGACGAAUGCAUGGUUAUCUUAGACCCAUUUUGCUUAAUCACUGGGAGAAGAAAGAUACUGACAUGAAAAUCUAUGGAGCUAUGCCCCGUGGAGUCGCAAGCAAACUUUCCUACAUAGAACACAUGAAAUCUAGCAAGUACUGCAUCUGUCCUAGAGGUUACGAGGUCAACAGUCCGCGGAUCCUUGAGGCAAUAUACUAUGAGUGUGUUCCUGUAAUUAUAUCAGACAAUUUCGUUCCACCUUUCUUUGAAGUCCUAAAUUGGGAUGCUUUUUCAGUCAUUAUACCUGAGAAGGACAUUCCCAAGUUGAAGGAAAUAUUGUUGUCAAUCCCAGAGAAGAAGUAUCUUAUGCUGCAGACGGGGGUGAAAAGAGUUCAAAAACACUUCCUGUGGCAUCUAAAGCCUGUCAAGUAUGACAUAUUUCAUAUGAUUCUUCAUUCAAUUUGGUUUAACCGAUUAUAUCAGAUAAAAGGUUAGAAGUUUCAGAGCUUUGACAUUGGAAGAUGGGAGCCUCAAAAGGACCUGCGUUAUGCUUGCAUGCUAAGAAGUCAGUCAGCAAAGACCGUGCCAUGUUCAGUCUCAUUGAAUCUAUUUACAUCGCUUCCUUUUUCUAGAUUGUAUAUAUCUUGUUGUUUUCCUGUAUAUUUCAGAGAGUGAACUGAAGUCCUUUUCAUGCUUUAUUUGCA
This is a messenger RNA of Nymphaea colorata (pocket water lily), 2429 nucleotides long. Its product is annotated as probable glycosyltransferase At3g07620. The transcript has 5 exons. The record is from RefSeq and is a predicted model, not a curated record. Gene Ontology annotation, molecular function: glycosyltransferase activity. Lineage: Eukaryota; Viridiplantae; Streptophyta; Magnoliopsida; Nymphaeales; Nymphaeaceae. The coding region runs from base 583 to 2220 and encodes 545 amino acids.